This is a messenger RNA of Branchiostoma floridae (Florida lancelet), 1714 nucleotides long. RefSeq lists its product as uncharacterized. The transcript is spliced from 8 exons. The record is from RefSeq and is a predicted model, not a curated record. Lineage: Eukaryota; Metazoa; Chordata; Leptocardii; Amphioxiformes; Branchiostomatidae. The coding region runs from base 252 to 1562 and encodes 436 amino acids.
ACACUGACAGUAAUUUUCCCCUCAGGAUACCUCAGAAUGUACCAUUUUAACUUAAAAUUCUCUCAAACCUCGAAAAAUGGAAGGUCAAUGCCUCCUGUUCCCCUUACAAUGCUCGUGUCUGUAGCAUUCGUCGCAUGGUGAAUCUCAGUCAAUAAGAAAUUUCGACCCCCUACAAUAAAAUCCUAGCCUGUAAUCAAUCUGAAAGAGAAGCCGACUUUUAACCGUAGGUGGCGGAGCUGCGCUCAACGACCAUGCAGCUCCAGUGGAUGCCUCUACAGCAGCGAAUGGCUCAGACCAGCUGCCACGUGAGCCUGACCAUCCAGCACACCCAUCCGCGCUACAUCUCCCAGUGUAACCCCACCCUCAACUCUCAUCUCAUCACUGGGCUGCAGGCUAACUCUACAUACACCGUUUGCCUGCUGUUGGGUUGUGAUCACUCCAAAGGCCAGGACAACCCAAGCUGCCAAGCAGUGACCACCAAGGCACCAGGCAACGAUGUCAGCUCUUAUAUCCCGCUCCACUGGCAAAGCAUCAUUGCCACGGCAACAGCCACCACCCUGAUCAGCAGCAUCCUGGGUAUCUGUAUAUACAAGUGCUGCGAUCGCAGCAAGAUCUACCUCCGGCCCAAACGCCUCAACCAGCGGCGCAGAGAGCAGCAGCAACACAACGGGCACAUGAUCAUGGGGCGCGAGAUCCCGACGAUCGUUGUGCCCGACCAGAGUGGACUGGGAGGGGGUCAGAUGGGAGCCAGUCGCCCCCCUAACUCCACCCCCCUGCUGAACCGUACAGCCCUGGCCCCCCUACAGGAGGAGCCAGAGUACGAGUCGGCCAGCCCUGUCAUGCCGCGGGCAGCGCGCAACACGGGCAACGGGACUGACAACAGGGGCGAUUUCCUGCGCCCGGAGGAGCAUCACUACGAGGCAGCGAGCCCUGUCCUCACCCGUGCCGCCAAGGUCACUGCCAACGAGCCGGCAGACUCCGGGUACGAAACCACCGAGGGCUGGCACAAGUCAGGUUAUGCCAAUGCAGAUGAGGUACGAGAGGAAACAAUCAACAACAACAACAGCCUGGUUCCCCCCACCGCGCCUCACGUGUAUGAGCAGGCCAGCCCCGUCAUGCCGCGGGCUCGCGUGGAGUCCCGUCUUCACGCUGGCUCCCCCGCAGGUCUGGGCGUGCCCGGCAUGAACAACCUCAGCCCGCCCGAAGGACACUACGAGGCUGCCACACCCGUCAUGCCGCGGGCAAAGUUAGGGAAAAGGGGUAAAGGUAAGAAACGUGACAGUGGCCCUGUCCAGCAGGCCCCCCAGACCCCUGCUCCAAACCUGUCCAUCCCGACCAUCCACUACGAGGUUGCCAGCCCCGUGGUACCACGUGCCAAGAUCAGCAUGGAACGCAUGGAGAACAGGAAAAGUGUGGAGAGCGAGCCCCCGCAGGGUGACCCAGGCCACCUGUGCCCCACCAUCCACUACGAGGCGGCCAGCCCGGUCUUACCUCACAAGGCUAACAGGUUCUGUCCUGCCGAGAAUGGUGACACUUUGGGGAGCAACAAGGGAGUCAUGUGAGUCGGAACGGACUUUUAACGGAUCAAGGAAUUGUGGGUAAACUAAUGCAGCGACAUAUCAACACGCAUGCAUAUUGUGUCUACUUUGUCUAUGUUUUCAAGGUAAUAUAGAUUAGCACAGGACGAUUUGACAAGGAGUUUGGGACACGGAUU